Molecule: messenger RNA, 1725 nt
Organism: Daldinia caldariorum
Lineage: Eukaryota; Fungi; Ascomycota; Sordariomycetes; Xylariales; Hypoxylaceae
Exons: 2
Coding region: 1-1725 (574 amino acids)
Source: RefSeq, a predicted model, not a curated record
AUGACGAGCUACAGAUAUUCGAACGAAAUGAUCAGGUUCGUCCUUGAUAGGACUGUCCCGAUCGACCCAAUUCCACGAGGAAAGAAGAGGGCUAUCUACCAUGAGACGGCCGAACUCUUUAAUCAGAUGUUCCCUAAUCUCGAGAAACCGGUCGGGUAUUCUCAGAUCAAGUACAUUACUGAUCAUUUCGGUAACAGUGCGGAAUUCGGUAACCCUAAAGGAAAUAUCAUAUACCAUGACUCCGCGAAAGACGGCGCCUCCAACCGCGCUAACAAUAUUCCUAAGCCGAGCCAAAUUGCUACAGAAGGCAAAAAAAAUAAAGUGAGCGUCUGUCACCAUUGUGAUGGAAAGGGAUUCGUAGAAGUCUCUGAAGAGCCGGUUGAUUCAACCAGUACCUCGCCAGGAAACACGGCGACCCCCGUGACCCCGUACCCAGACCUAAACAACGUGUCUGUGGGAAAACAACUAUACCAGACUUUGGAAUCAUCAGAUAACUUCUAUUUAACACCUAGCACCGGCCUCUGUGUCCUCCCUACACCAAGUACCCGCCCUCGGCCAUCACAGCUUAGCCAAUUCCCUGAGCAGAAAGCCCAAUACCUACAAAAUACCCCAAUGGUACCUCCGCGGGCUGGCGUUCCUGAGGGAAAUCGGCGAAGCAAUACGGCGAUGUACAAUGUCCCUGAUGAUACGACAGCAAAGGGUAUCCGGCCUAUGAAUAUCGCUAGACAAGAAACAGCCACGUCGUCGCAAGUGAGACCGGGAGUAGGCGGCUAUAAUCCCACAGCCUUGGAGAAUUUCAGUUCCACGCCAGGUACAACGGCACAGGGGCGCCAGAACCCAGGCAUGCCACAGAGACAGCCUACUGGUGUGUCCCAGCCGUAUAUAUUUACAGGACAGAACAGAACCGCACCUGUAAAUACGGGGAUGGCCACCCAGUCGGUUCUCGGGCAAGUGAGCCAGAACCAGAUGGCCACAACACACAGACGCCAGUCUCUUAGCCGAGUAUACAAUGGAGGAGUUACACGCCAGACUACUCAGCUCACUCCAGGACAGCUGGUACCGGUGUCCGGUAAGACUAAGGAGCUCAUGCCGUUGGCAAGACCGAACUCUAUGUCGCCAGCACCAGGAGCAAUUAUACGUAGUGGCUCUCUCAAGCGAUCUCGACCCAACGAGGAGAUCGUCAAUAUGCGAAUAGGAGAUAUGGGAUACGAAGAGGCACAAGGUCCUAAACCGGUGGGGGGCGAGCCAGCUUCGAAGAAGCGUAUGGGUUCGGCAAAAGGAAAAGGGAGCGAUGCUUUGGUGAGCAGUACCAAAGACGUUAGCGCAUCGGCUAGAGCAGCCGCAGGACGGGAGCCUACUUGGGACAAAUACCUUGACAAUAUUAUCAACGACUAUUUCGCCAACGAAGCCGGACCGAGCCAGAACCAAAACCAUAGUUCGAUGGGUGAGACUGCAGUAGCAGGCCCUAGACUUAUGUCUGGAAAUGAGUUUCAGGUUGAUCCAAGUCUUCUUCAUCAGAAUGCCGGCCCUGUCACUUCGACUGCAACCGUCCAGCAUUCCGCUGCCCAGCCGGCCAAAGAGCCACAACUGCCUGACGAUUUUGACAUAGUCCAGGACUAUCUGAACAGAUUUGGUCGUGACCCCGACUACCAGUCAGACAGCGGCGAUAUAAGCUUUGCGGACGACAGCUUUGCCGCGUCUCAGUAUCCUGAUAUACUCGGCUGA